Molecule: messenger RNA, 354 nt
Organism: Apis florea (little honeybee)
Lineage: Eukaryota; Metazoa; Arthropoda; Insecta; Hymenoptera; Apidae
Product: prostatic spermine-binding protein-like
Source: RefSeq, a predicted model, not a curated record
AUGACUUCCAGUUCCUUCCUGCGUAUCAAUGAAGUACAAGAUGAUAUUGAGGAUGAUGAAAUACAAGAUGAUGAUGAUGAGGAUGAUGAAGUACAAGAUGGUAAUGAUGAUGAACAAAAAGGUGAUGAUGAUAAGGGUAAAAUACAAGAUGAUGACGAUGAUGAAGUACGAGAUGAUUGUGAGAAUGAUGAGGUAAAAGAUAAUGGUGAGGAUGAUGAAGUACAAUAUGAUGAUAAACAAGAUGAGGAUGAGGUACAAGAUGAUGAUGAUGAUGAAGUACAAGAUGAUGUUAUACAAAAUAGUUAUGUUGGGGAUGAAAUACAGUAUGAUGAGGAUAAAGAUAAUGAAGUAUAA